Hibiscus syriacus is the source of this 1598-nucleotide messenger RNA. RefSeq names its product cytochrome P450 CYP749A22-like. The record is from RefSeq and is a predicted model, not a curated record. The transcript has 5 exons. Gene Ontology annotation, molecular function: monooxygenase activity; heme binding; oxidoreductase activity, acting on paired donors, with incorporation or reduction of molecular oxygen. Lineage: Eukaryota; Viridiplantae; Streptophyta; Magnoliopsida; Malvales; Malvaceae. Bases 16 to 1566 code for a protein of 516 amino acids.
UGUCGAGAGAGAAAAAUGAGUCCCAUGAUAGAGCUUGUAACUGCUAUCUCGUGUUGUUUCUUCCUCGUAGCUUUGAUAAAGUUCCUUUAUGAUUACUUGUGGAUACCUCUCCGUAUACAGUACAAGCUGAAUUCACAGGGAAUCAAAGGACCUCCCUACAGAUUCAUCCAUGGAAACAACAAAGAAGUUGCCAAAAUGAGACAAUCAGCAAUGAGCAAACCUCUGGAUUUGACUCAUAAUAUAUUUCCCAAACUGCAGCCACAUCUAUACUCCUGGAUGAACAAAUAUGGGAAGAAUUAUCUUGCUUGGGACGGUGUCCGAGCUGAACUUGUGAUUUCAGAUCCAGAACUAAUCAAAGAAGUUCUUAAAAACAGUGAAAAGAACUUUCCGAAAAGGAAGCCUAAUGCUUAUCUAAGGAAGCUGAUAGGGAACGGUCUUGUGUUUAUCGAGGGCGAAAAGUGGGAGAAACAACGAAGGUUAGCGAAUCAUGGUUUUCAUGGGGAGAGCUUGAAGAACAUGACUCCGUCAGUAAUUGCCAGCGUUGAAACAAUGCUAGAAAAGUGGAAAGGCCAAGAAGGAAAAGAGAUCGAAGUGUUUCAAGAAUUCAAAUUAUUGACUUCAGAAGUGAUAUCUAGAACAGCUUUUGGUAGCAGUUACUUGGAAGGGGAGAAGAUUUUCGCCAUGUUGGAAGAGUUGUCGAUAAUCAUGACUCGAAAUAUUUUCAAGACCAGAAUCCCUUUAAUCAACAAGUUAUGGAAACCUGCUGAUUUGAUAGAAUCGGAAAAACUAGCAGAAGAAAUACAAGAUAUUGUGAUGAAGGUUGUUAGGAAAAGAGAAGACGGAGUUGUGAAUGGAGAAGCUGAUGGAUUCGGAUACGAUUUUCUGGGAUUACUUGUAAAUGCCUACCGUGAUUCGGACGAGGAAAACAGGAUUUCAAUGGAAGAUUUGGUUGAUGAGUGCAAAACGUUCUACUUGGCUGGACAAGAUACUGUUAAUUCCUUACUUGCGUGGACAGUUUUUCUUUUAGCAAUCCAUGGAUAUUGGCAGGAGAAAGCUAGAAGAGAGGUGAUCGACGUAUUCGGAAACCGGAAUCCGCAUACCAAAGGCAUCGCCAAGCUCAAAAUUAUGAGCAUGAUCAUUAAUGAAACUCUAAGAUUGUAUGGUCCAGCAACUGGCCUGAUGAGAAAAGUUGGAAGAGAAGUUCAGUUGGGAAAGCUAGUAUUGCCUGCCGAUAUAGAUCUUCUGGCUCUAAAUAUUGCGGUUCACCGUGACCCUCAACUAUGGGGAGACGAUGUUCAUCUUUUUAAACCAGAGAGAUUUGCAGAAGGGAUUGCGAAAGCUACUGAAAACAAUGGGGCUGCAUUUUUGCCUUUCGGAUUCGGACCCCGAUCUUGUGUCGGGAUGACAUUCGCAACCACGGAAACGAAGAUUGCUCUCUCCAUGAUUCUACAACGCUAUGCCUUCACCCUCUCCCCUGCCUAUGUCCACUCACCGGUAUCGGUUAUCGCCGUUCAACCCCGACACGGGAUUCAAAUAAUACUCGAGUCAGUUCAUAACGAUGCUUAAUGUACAUAGCUGCUAUGAAUCCAGGACUUAAC